Molecule: messenger RNA, 993 nt
Organism: Boleophthalmus pectinirostris (great blue-spotted mudskipper)
Lineage: Eukaryota; Metazoa; Chordata; Actinopteri; Gobiiformes; Gobiidae
Product: olfactory receptor 52E4-like
Exons: 1
Coding region: 1-993 (330 amino acids)
Biological process (GO): G protein-coupled receptor signaling pathway
Cellular component (GO): membrane
Molecular function (GO): G protein-coupled receptor activity; olfactory receptor activity
Source: RefSeq, a predicted model, not a curated record
AUGUCAUACAAUAAUGGCACCAGGAUAAACCACUUCUUCAUCACUGGAUUCCCUGGACUCUCUGCUCAAUACUAUGUACCUGUGUCACUGGUGCUUCUCAUUGUCUUCUUGGCUAUAGCUAUUGGCAACAUUUUUAUUCUAGCUCUUGUGAAAUGUGAACGUCAUCUUCAUAAACCCACUUACUUAAUAUUUUGUCAUCUUGCAUUGACUGAUUUAGCAUUUGGAACAACUACGCUCCCCAAAAUUAUUUCCAAAUACUGGUUUGACGAUAGUCUGAUAGAAUUUCAUAGCUGUUUUUUCCAGAUGUUUUUAGUUCAUUUUUUAGGAGCAGCUCACUCCCUUAUUCUAAUGGUCAUGGCUUUAGAUCGACUUCUCGCUAUUUCCUUUCCUCUGCGUUACUCUAGUGCUUUCACAAACAAAACAGUGUCUAUACUAUGUGGUCUGUCAUGGUUCAUUUCAAUGUCUUGGAUGGUUUUUAUUGUAAUUGAUGCAUAUACUUUGCCUUACUGUGAUUCUAAUAUCAUUGUCCAGUGCUAUUGUGACCACAUUGGCAUCACCGCACUGGGCUGUGACAAAGUGAGAGAUGUACAGGUUAUAGCGUUCGGUGGGGCUAUGUUUUUCUUGUUAGUGCCACUGACUUUCAUAAUCUCUUCCUAUUUUGCUAUAAUUGUGGCCGUCAUGAGGAUUUCUAGCCAUGACGGUCGUAUGAGGGCUCUCUCAACAUGCACUCCACAGCUGCUUAUCACAUUGCUGUAUUACUUGCCAAGGUGUUUUGUGUACCUGGCCAACAAUGUAGGUUUCACAUUUAGUGUUCCUAUUCGUAUUCUGGUGGUUAUGCUUUAUAGUCUGAUACCUGCAGCGGUGAAUCCAUUGAUAUACUGCUUUAAAACGAAAGAUAUCAAAGAAUGUCUGAAUAAAAGAUAUAACAGGACAAAAAUUCAUAUUGGUUUAAGACAACAGUUACAUAAGAACAAUUGCAUUAGUGUUAACUGA